CGGGUAAUCUUGUUCUUUGGAGCUGUCUUUGAAACGCCCAGCCGGUGUUCUCACUGCUCAGCAGUCGUUCGAGUCCUGGCCACUAGUCGGCGCUGCUGCUCUGCAGGUGAGCCCGGCAGGUGAGUCCGCGGCGCCGCCUCCGCUACAGCCCGUUUAUUUUAACAGAGCGGCGGAGAGAGAGCGAGAAAGAGGUUCGGAGACAGGGGAGGUGUUGCCUCGAUAGCGAGAAACGAGAGAGACGCAGAGGCAGAAACUGGACUGAACACGGCGCCGGGGAGAGCGGAACACAAACGGAGAAUGCAGCCUCCACCGAGAAAGUUGACGAUGAUGACACUGCUAUAGUUAUGAUGCGGUGCAGACGCUUCUUCAUUUCUCAUUUCCUACCAGGAAAACCUCACAGAGCCUCCCUACGAGCGGCCUGCUGUGAGACUCCGCCCCAGAGCAAUACCAAUAUAUAAAGCAAAGCAACGAGACUCGCGGAAGAAUGGCACACUUCUGCUAUGCUCUCGAAUGAACUAUUCUUAUAUAUACUAUACACGUCCAGGGGCCAGGUUCGUUAUAAUGAAGGGUGUUCUAGCGAGGGUGGAGUGAGCGAGCCUGUGUGUGUGUGUGUGUGUGUGAAGGUGACCCAGGAGGUGAAGGUGACCUUUGCUGAACAAGCGGCCAAACUUCAGAGCAAGCAGCAGCAGGAGAGUGAGCUCCUGGAGGAGAUCCGGUCCUUCAGUAAACAGAGAGCCGCCAUUGAGAAAGACUAUGGCCAGGCUCUGCACAGACUGGCCUCCCAGUACAUGAAGAGGGACGGGCUCCGAGGGAAAGGGGAGCCCAGUGACAGCAGUCUGGUAACCGGUGCCCCCCCCAGAAGUGUGUUCACAGUGUGGAGGUCCCUGAUUGAAGCCACUGUCCACACCAGCCUGUCCAGAGUUGCUGCGUCCGAGAACUAUCGCGCCCUGACCAGCGAGACCGUCAGGACCCUGCGAGCGGCCAAGGAGCAGCGUGCCAAGAAGAGCUUGGAGCAGCUGCUGUGCGUGCAGGGUGAGCUGGUGGAGGCGGUGCGAGAGCUCAGCAAGGUGAAGAAGCGCUAUUACCACCUGGAGCGCAUCACUGAGCUCACCCGGGUCAAAGCCAAAAAGAAUGACUAUGGGAUUUUCCAUUUCAGAACAAACCUGCAGAAGUUGAACACAAAGCUGAGCAAUCGGCUGUCUGAGUGUAACCUGCAGCUCACUGAGGCUCGUAACGAAUACCUGCUGACCCUGGCCGCUGUGAACUCACACCACGAGCACUAUCACAGCAAGGACCUGCCGGCUGUCAUCAAGGACAUGGAUGCGGACCUGUACGAGCGGCUGAAGGAGCACUUCACCCUGCUGAGCCAGACUGAGAUCGACAGCUGUCGGGCGACGCAGAGCACCUUCCUUAGGGUCCUGCAGGACUCCUGCCAGGUGUCCCGAGAGCACGACCUCCAGCUGUUUCUUCAGGAGAACCCUGUCUUCACCAAGGCACCCGUCUUCCUGUUCCAAGGGGCACCCAGCGACAAGGUGUGCGGUCUGGUUCAUCAGGACAGUGCCCAGCGGGGGGAGAGCUGUCUGGAGAAGGAGGCACGGAAAUGGGCAACCAAAGCAGCCAAGGACUAUAAAAUCAAAACCCACGGGGAAAGGGUUCUGCAGACGCUGGACAAGCGCAGGAAGCUGGUCUCCGAGGACGAGGUAGCAGACGUGGAGCUGAAGAUGGAGGAGGUGAAGGAGAGCAUCCGCAAGGCUGAGGUGAGCCGGGUGAAGGCGCACUCUCGUCUGGCUCUCCUGCGAUUGUCCGGCGUGGAGACGGACGCCUGGGUGAUGAGUGCCAUGAGCCAGGCCAGCAAGGAGCUGGAGAGCGAGCGGCAACUGAGCGAGGCACGAAUCUCCAAUGGAGACGUCUCCCCCCUGUGGGAUGAGUUUGAUUUCGAUGAUUUCGACGACGGUGAGACUUUUACAGAGUCUGCGCCGAGCCCCUGCCCCCGCAGCUACCCCCUGCCCUGCCGGGUCCUCUACAGCUACCAGGCCUGCCAGGCGGACGAGCUGUCCAUCACGGAGGACGAGGAGCUGGAAGUGAUAGAAGAUGGAGACAUGGAGGACUGGGUCAAGGCUCGAAAUGCUUCAGGGCAGGUGGGGUACGUGCCCAAGAGGUACCUGCAGUUCCCGUGCCUGUCAGCAGGGGACGCUGUGUCACAGAGAGUCCCGGGGAGCCCCCUGUCAGGGUGCAUGCUGGGGUCCCGGGGGAGAGGCACGCAGGCACGCACAGGAGGCCUGGCCCGGGCGCUCUACCCGUACUGUGGGCAGAGUGUGGAGGAGCUGUCCUUCCCCGAGGGGGCUGUGAUCCGGCUGCUGCGCUGUCGAGAUGUCCGGGUGGACGACGGCUUCUGGGAGGGGGAGCUAAAUGGGAGAGUCGGGGUCUUCCCCUCCCUCGUGGUGGAGCUGCUGGGAGAGGAGGAGGAGGAGGAGGAGGAGGAGGAGGAGGAUGGGAAGGUGAGCACACACAGCAACCAUUUUUUAUUGCAGUUUUUCAUGAAAAAAAAAUCAGGACUCAAAAAAAAUAAUAAUAAAAAAAAGUAUCUGUUUUGGUUUCAGGAGCUGCUGUCCCCUGGCCCUCCUCCCUUCUCCCCCCCAGUCCCCAUCCUUGGAGCCCCAUCACUGCCAGUCCCGGAGAGUUCCCUACCUGGGAGACUGGAGGACAGGCUGCAGGGGAUUCCGCUGGGGUUGCUCAGGCAGCCUGACAGCAGAGCAGACAGCGGCAGCAGUGCCCACAGCUCCCCCGAUCACUCUCCCCGGCUUGCCAGGCCGGUUCGUGCACCUCCUCGACAUCGCCCCUCCCCCAGCCCCUGCUCCGAUGAGCGCUUUGUCUGAGUAGAACCAGCCUGCCACAGCGCUGC
Molecule: messenger RNA, 2902 nt
Organism: Polyodon spathula (Mississippi paddlefish)
Lineage: Eukaryota; Metazoa; Chordata; Actinopteri; Acipenseriformes; Polyodontidae
Product: F-BAR and double SH3 domains protein 1-like
Exons: 21
Coding region: 501-2876 (791 amino acids)
Biological process (GO): neuromuscular synaptic transmission; regulation of actin filament polymerization
Cellular component (GO): neuromuscular junction; recycling endosome
Molecular function (GO): protein binding
Source: RefSeq, a predicted model, not a curated record